AUGCGUUUUUCGCUUUUCGCUGCCCUAUCGGCAGUGGCUUCGUUGGGUCAUGCCCUCCCUAGCCCGGUGCAGCCCCGAGAUAUCGCAACUGACACAUUGAACCAAUUCGACUUUUGGGUCCAGUAUGCAGCAGCAACAUACUAUCUCGAUGUCUACACAGCUCAAAUAGGACACAAGAUUAGUUGCUCCGAAGGCAACUGUCCGGAUGUAGAGAAAGCAGGCGCGACUGUAUUCUACGAUUUCUCCAAUGCGACAAUAACAGAUACCACCGGCUACAUCGCAGUAGACAACACCAACGAGGCCGUUGUUCUCGCCUUCCGCGGAUCCUACUCCGUGCGUAACUGGAUCGCCGACGUCACAUUCUUCCACACAAACCCACAUCUAUGCCAUGGCUGCCUCGCCGAACUCGGCUUCUGGACCUCCUGGAAGUUGGUCCGCGACGAUAUCAUGCAGCAGCUGAAGGACGCUUUCUCUCAAAACCCCGGCUACGAGCUGGUGAUUGUGGGCCACAGCCUCGGCGCCGCCGUGGCAACUCUCGCUGCUGCCGAUCUCCGGGGUAAAGGCUACCCGUCGGCCAAGCUGUAUGCUUUUGCCUCGCCUCGCGUGGCAAACAGGGCUUUGGCCGAGCAUAUCACAGCGCAGGGAAAUAACUACCGCUUCACUCAUACCAACGACCCGGUCCCUAAGCUGCCUUUGCUGUCUAUGGGAUAUGUGCACAUCAGUCCUGAGUAUUGGAUCACAACACCCGACAAUACUACUGUCAGUACCUCCCAGAUUGAGCUUAUUGAGGGUGAUGUAUCCUUCAAUGGGAAUACCGGGACUGGAUUGCCGUUACUGUCUCAAUUCGAGGCACAUCAUUGGUACUUCACGCAUGUUGAUGCUGGGAACGGGGAUGAUACGCCGUUCAAGAUGGUUAAAGCUUGA
This is a messenger RNA of Penicillium paradoxum, 924 nucleotides long. Its product is annotated as lipase family protein. NCBI's taxonomy places the organism in Eukaryota, Fungi, Ascomycota, Eurotiomycetes, Eurotiales, Aspergillaceae. Gene Ontology annotation, biological process: lipid catabolic process. The coding region runs from base 1 to 924 and encodes 307 amino acids. The transcript has 3 exons. The record is from RefSeq and is a predicted model, not a curated record.